Messenger RNA from Eucalyptus grandis, 2706 nucleotides. RefSeq names its product ferric reduction oxidase 7, chloroplastic. The record is from RefSeq and is a predicted model, not a curated record. The transcript is spliced from 9 exons. The coding region runs from base 228 to 2426 and encodes 732 amino acids. Gene Ontology annotation, cellular component: plasma membrane. NCBI's taxonomy places the organism in Eukaryota, Viridiplantae, Streptophyta, Magnoliopsida, Myrtales, Myrtaceae. Gene Ontology annotation, molecular function: oxidoreductase activity.
GAGAGAGAAAGAGAGAGAGAGAGAGAGAGAGAGAGUUCAACCGUCUCUAGCGUCGCCCCUCGACGAAACGAGGACAAUUAGAUGGGCAGAAAGUGGGUAGCUGCGGCCAUUUUGAACUUCAGGUGGGGGAAAGACUCGAGCUUUUUGACAUUAGCAGCGCCCGGUUUUUUAAUCUCCGCCAUGCCUCACCACCACCUGCUCAACCCCACCCCCCAUCCCUUCCCGCCAUGGCCGUCGGCGAUAAUGGGUCCGAGCCUCUUCUCCUCCCCAGGGGCGGCGGCCACCCCAGCAGAGCCGCUAAGCUCGCCAAGUCGCUCGCCAGGGGGGCUCUCAAGCUCGCCUUGUGGACCCUCUUCCUCGCCUGGAUCGCCAUGUUCUUCGUCAUCCCCACCGAGUUCGGCACCGACUUUUACACCGACUGGGAGGACGCCACCAGCGGCACUCUCUACGGCACCGAAGGAAGCGCUUUGCUGCUGUACACUGGGCCUAUACUGCUGAUAGCUGUGCUCGCCGUACCUUACCUUCUCCUUUCUGGAGGAGACGACGACGACGUUGUCGCUGAAAAGAAGAAGAGUCCCCGCCUCCGUCUAGGGACAUUCCCGGUGUUGGUGGACGGCGUGUUUGGGGUUGUGACGGCCGCCGAGUUCAUUGGCAUAGCCAUGUUCGUUGUGUUUGUGGCCUGGGCUGUUUAUGGGUACACCGUGGUGAACUUCGAAAUGUUGCCCACUUAUGGUGAUCUAACCCCUCUGGAAAAGAGGGUUCAGAUGUUGCAAAUGUCAGCAUAUAUCUUCGGUUUGACUGCCUUGACGUGCUUGGCAUUUUUAUUUCUCCCAGUUGCCAGGGGAUCAAUUCUUCUUCGCCUAAUUGGCAUCCCUUUUGAGCAUGCUACCAGAUAUCAUGUAUGGUUGGGGAAUCUCACCAUGUUCCUGCUGACUAUGCACGGACUCUGCUACUUUAUUGUUUGGUUUAUUCGAGGCAUCGUAUUAGAAAGUAUAAUAGAGUGGAAAAGUGAUGGCGGUGCAAACUUCGCGGGCAUAAUCUGCUAUUGUUUUGGAUUUACAAUGUGGGUGACCACGCUUCCUCCAAUAAGAAAGAGAUUUUUUGAGCUCUUCUUCUACACUCAUCAACUCUACAUACUCUUUGUGAUCUUCUUCUCUCUGCACGUUGGGGAUACGUAUGUCAGCAAAGCAGCAGGGGGAAUUUUCCUGUUCAUGCUUGACCGGUUUCUAAGAUUCUGCCAGUCUCGACGGAAUGUUGAUGUAAUUUCUGCAACAUCCUUUCCAUGUGGAUCAGUGAGCUUGGUCAUAUCCAAACCCAAAAAUCUACACUACAAUGCCCUUGGUUUCAUCUUCCUGCAAGUGCGAGAGAUAUCUUGGCUCCAAUGGCAUCCUUUUAGCGUUUCAUCGAGUCCUCUUGAUGGCGGCCAUCAUCUUUCGGUCCUGAUAAAGUCCGCUGGGGAAUGGACGGGAAAGCUCAAAAGAAGUGUAUCUGACCUACUGCUUUCUCAAACGCAGCUGUCUGGACCCAAUGCUAGCUUUGUGGCUUCCGUGGAGGGACCUUACGGGCAUGAAUCUCCAUACCACUUGAUGUAUAAAAAGCUUAUUCUGGUAGCAGGAGGCAGUGGGAUAUCCCCAUUCUUGGCAAUUUUGAGUGAUGUUCUUCAUCGCAUUAGGGAUGAUAAACCUUGUCUGCCGAGAGACAUUUUGCUCAUCUGGGCAGUAAAAAGAUCGAGUGAGAUUUCUCUUCUUUCGACCGUCGACAUGGAUUCUAUUUGUCCGUCUUUCUCAGAUAAAGUUAAUGUCGACAUCUGCCUGUAUGUCACUCGAGAAUCAGAACCCUCAUUGGAAGAGGGAAAAAUUGAGAAGGUUGUAUCCUUGAAUACAAGAUCAAGAGGACGAAGCAUGUCAGUUUUGGUUGGUACAGGAAAUAAAAUUUGGUCUGGAGCUUAUGUCAUCGUUUCCAUUCUUGGCUUCCUGAUAAUAUGGGCUUUGUUAAAUGUGUGCUACUUAAACCCAUACGACAUCUCUAAAUGGUGGUAUAGAGGGAUUUUGUUUUUGGGGUGCAUGGUUAUUAGUGUUGUAAUAUUUGGGGGUGGUGUUAUCUUCUUCUGGCAUCGCUCUGAAAAUGUGACUCCAGCUGGGGAGGAAGACAGGGAAGAGAGUGGAAGGAUUGGCUAUAUGCUGGAUCAAGAAACAACCCGAUACAAGCUUCACGAAAAUACUAAUGUAUUCUAUGGUCAAAGACCAGACUUCAAAGAAAUUUUUGGAUCGGUUUCGGAUUCCUGGGGCUGCGUGGAUGUUGGUGUAAUUGUGUGCGGUCCGCAAACUCUUCAAUCAAGUGUUGCAAAAGAAAUCAGGUCACAGGAUUUAAGAAGAAAGGGCAAUAGACCUGUUUUCCACUUUAACAGCCAUAGCUUUGAUCUGUAGCCUUCACCAUGAGAUCAUGUUAGUUUAGAACUAGAUAGUAACAUCAUGGGUAUGGGAGCUUUAUUUACAGGUCCCAUAGGUGUCCAAUAUGAAGCUUAUUCUCGACUGGCAGUAUCUUAAUUCAUGCCUGGCUGUAUACGUCACGCUGCAAUUUGCGGAGUUUGUCAUUGUCUAGAUUUUAAUUCCAUUUUCGUCUAUUUGCUGCCUCACAUAUAAAAAGACUAUCAAGUCGUAAGCUAUUGCUGUCUGAAAUGACUGACUUCUUGUCAGUUUUUGAUAA